AAUUUUGUUUUUCAUCCAUCUGCUCAGUUUUAUUCAUGAAUCUUGAUGCAAUUUUUGCAUUCUUAAAAAAAUCGUGAAUUUUUCUUAGUUUAGACCGUUUUAUGCAAUUAUUUUAAUCCACACCCAACUGGUGAUACAUUCCACGUGCUCCAAAAUAUGUGUUUUUCGAAAGAUUUGAGUGCUAAAUCCAAAAACGGAAAAUUUUCUUCACAACCCAAGGAGGGAUUAAUCAGCAGCAAAAGGCAGAUGACGUUGCCUUGCGAGUAGUCUAGAAGAUUUUGGUGGCGCAGAAUUUUAUGUACUUCUGAUAAGCAGCAUUAAGCCGAUAAGAAGUGGACCUACGAAGAUGCCUUGCGAAAGUUGCAACGUCCAGUUUGGCAUUAUCACUAGGAAAAAAUCGUGCUACGAAUGCCGGCGUUUGUUUUGCAAAAAUUGUUUGGAAAAGCGCCAGGAGAAAAUUCUUUGCCACAAUUGCUUGAUUUUCACCAAGCGACCCCUGUCGAAGGUCGAUCUGGGGCAGCUGAAGAAUAAAGAUUUGAUUCUGUAUCUACAAUCAAAGCACAUUUCGACAACUGGAUGCGUGGAAAAAGAUGACCUCAUCAAUUUGGUAAUUGCGCACGUCAAUUCCGCUGCGAACAGUCCGCGUAGCCCGGCGGCAGGAAGCACUGGCAGUGGUGGUGGUCAUCAUCCUAGGACGUUUAAUUUUAGCUCAGCUUCGUCGACCGGCGGAAGCAGCGGCGGAAAUGGCAGAGCCGGCAGCCAAUCGGGAUCAUCGUCGAGGAACUUCUACGCAACCAGCGCAGAGAACUGUGCGAAUACGUUCGAUCAGAUUAAAAACACUUGCCAGAAUUUGUUCUCGUCCAUCACGGAUAAGCUGAGUUCCGACAUACCUAGAACGCCUAACUUUGAUCCACGAUUUUCCAAUUCAUCUACGGAGGAGAACAUAAGACCUCGUACUCAGCCUGACGGAAGUGUUCAUCAACAGCCCCGUUUCGGUACAAAUGAUGUAUACUGGGUGCGCGAUCAACGAGGAACGGCCCAAAGUGAAACCGAAACAUGCCAUCAACCAUCGUCGCUGCCGAUCCGUGAUACCGCGGGAGUUGUGCCAAACGAAAGAACGCUUUCAUCGCCGACCGCAGCAGAUUCCAGCGGCGACGGGAGCAGCGGGAUUACAAGUGGUGCUGAUUCCAGUGCUAAUACUUCGUCCGUUUCUUCACCGGUGCAUGAAAAGUCCAUAAGCGAAAAGCCAAAACUUUCGCUUAGUGAGAGGAUAGACAAUAUGCUGGCGUCGGAGGAAAAUCAAAAUGAUUGCGAAUGUUCCGAUGAGGAAUGUGAGGAGAUGGAUCCUCCUCGUAGGAAAGAAUCCAAAAAAGUUGCUUCGGAAGAGAACCUAAUUUUGGAGGCUGGAACGAGUCAAACGGCAACUAUGGCGCAAUUACCCAUUCCGGAAUCAAAAACUGAUACCUCAUCAUCUUCGUUCGAUGAGCUAAAUCCAGAAUGUGAUCCAAACGAAUCGCUUCCAGAAGUAGAGAUGGUUGCCUUAACCGAUACGGAAUCCUGGCAAGUAAUCAACAACGUUGAUAGCUCGGAAACGCAAGAAAGUGCUACAACCUUACCAACUACCACAACUGCUACAAUGACUGAUACGACUGACAGUUCUAGUGAUUUAAAUUCCUCCGACAAGUUGGCACAACCCCCUUCGUACUGUGACUCCUCGUCUCAUCAGGUAGCAAGAAGGCGGUCCGAUAGCUUCCUUAUGAUGAUCAAUAACGGAUCCAACACGGAACUCGUUCGCCUGGUGCCAGAUCCACAGGAAACAGCUGCCCAAUCUAGUCAAGCCAUCUCCAACGAUUCCACCAACAAAUGCUUCAAAUGUGGAAAGCGACGCAGUGGUAUUCGGAAGCAACUGAAGAAAAUCCGAAAACUGCUCGAUACGACAUCGGUGCCGGAAGCAGACAAACGGCGUCAGUUGGAAGCGUUCCUCGCCUAUCUGGAAAGACGGAGCAAAGGUUCGAUCGAGCUGUCCGAGGGAGACUCGAUGAGCGAAGAUGCUAGCGUUAGCCUGGCGACUGAGGCAGAACAUCCUUUGUGCGAAGGAAUUGCCGCGGCGGUGGGCUUUUCGUUGCCUCCGGUGGACGAAAACCGAGAUCCAUCUUCGCACUAUCCGAGGGCCGCCGAAGCAGAUUCCACCACAGCAGGGAAAACCAAUGUGUAUUCAACGGGCAAUCAGCAGUUGGCUAGCAUGAGCCAGAUUCAACUCAGCGAUAUCAAAGAAAGCGCUGACCUGGAUGUACUUUCGGUGAAGCAGCUGAAGAAGAUCCUGGUUCUGAACCGAGUUGACUUCAAAGGCUGCUGUGAAAAGGCUGAGCUGCGCGAACGCGUCCUGAGGCUAUGGUUCGACUACAAAUCCAUUGCAUCACCCGAAAGACUUGCGUCGGAUGAUCUGUGCCGAAUCUGCAUGGACGCUCCGAUCAAUUGUGUAAUACUGGAAUGUGGCCACAUGGCAACCUGCAUCAACUGCGGCAAGGUGCUCAGCGAGUGUCCCAUUUGUCGGCAGUACAUCGUUCGGGUUGUCCGAUCGUUCAAAGUGUAACUGAAAGUGCUAUACCUACCUAAGUGUGAAAGUGUUUAGUGAUAGAUAAACACGUUUGCUCAUAAUCCACAUCGAACGAGCCCUGGAAUCGAACACCCAAUUUAGGCAAAGUUUUGGAACAUUGUGAUUUAGUUUUAGUCUGUUUGAAUCGAAAACGAUACAAUAAGCUAACAAGGCGGUUUUAGGGAUAUUGAUGAGGGGUGCCCAAAGGCUUGAUGGAAGUCUAACUAUAGCUUUAGAGAUUAAACCUGCAUGGGUAGAUAGGUCACUGUCCCUGGGUAGAGCUAGGGAAACUAAAGAAUUGUACAUAAAUAAUUAUGUGAUGAUGAUAUGUAAAUUGUCAAUCCCCUAAAGUUUACUGAUAACUACCUAUGACAUUUGUUACAGAGAUUUAUUUUAUUUUAUUACUUGUUUCCUGGCGACGCACAGUAAUAGAACUCUAAAAGUUGUAAGUAACCCGUGUGGAUUACCUACUCAAAAGAGCAAUGUUAAUUCGAAGCACAGGCAAAUAGCUAGUAGGAGAAAGUUGUGAAAAUUGUACCUAGUUCAGACUUGAGAAAUUCCAAUAAUUUACAAAUGAAACCAAAACGACCUCGCCAGGACAAAGGCGUACUGAUUGCCGUCUGUAUAUUAUAGCUUAUUUACUUGGAAGUUCAUUUUUGUUUUCCUACCUAACUCCUUGUUCGAUUAGAUACACUUAUCUAUGUAACAGCGUAACUAAGGAAGUAACAUGCUAGUUUUGGGCGUUUUGAGGAAGUACAUCUUUCUGUCAGUCAACUGGCUUUAUCAUAUUAUCCAAGAGAUUGGUUAGGUAGAAUGUAACUAAUGGUGUAGGAAUUCAAAUUAAAUUCCGAUGCAACGAAUCUUAGUAGGUAAACCAAAAUAUUGUGGUAGGACAGCAAAAAAUAAAAAAUAAAGCUUGUUGACUGGUACUGGGAAUUUCGUUAGGCAAAACAAGUAACAAUCGUUGGUUCACUAGAUUACAUCCAAUUUGCUAUUUUUGCUCCUCAUUGCAUGAAUUUUCCACGGUGUUUGCGAGAUUGCCCUGUAAGUAUGAGAACAAUCUACAUCAACUCUGUGUUCACCAAGGAUGUUCUCAAUCAUCUGCCUAUAAUUCAUUUCUGAAGAUCAUUAUCAACAUACGGUAUUCGACAAAAAUGGUAGCGUAUUAUUUUGCCCUGAAUCAAUUAUCAUUGAGGGGUUAAUGUUUCACUCUAAUAUUUAGGACAUUAGCAUGCUUGUAUCACCUAGUCAUACUAAACGAUAGUAUUCUUCGAUCGUUGGGAUGCCUAUGGGAGAUUAUCAAUGGUUAGAAUUCGGGAAUAAACUCAAUUUCAUUGAAUAUAUCAUUCGUUGGUUGCAUAUCUCAUGUUCUUUGUUAUAUGUUUGUUUGUCUUUGCAAUCAAAACAUAUGACAAUAUCAAUGAACGUAUCUCAAUUGAUGUUGAUCCCAUGUAACACAAUGUCGCGGCUAUAUCUCGUUAGGGGCAAUACCUUCGGGUGUGAUGUCUUAUUCGAACAAAAGUUGUUGCGCCUACUCACUGAUAUUUAUGUCAUGUCAAAUGCCUGUAAAAAUAUUGAAUCGUCAUUAAACCAAAUGUCAAUAUGUUAAAUGGAGAAACAGUCAAUGACAAAUGAGCUCAUUCUGCGAGUGGAGUGACGCGACACAAGUCGGAGUCGUGUACCGGGGUGACGAAUCUCGACUCGAAUGAAGUGAUUCUUCAUUCGAGUCGAGAUUUCUCACCUCGAUGUGCGCAUCGUACUGUGUCACGUCAUUCCACUCGUAGAAUAAGCACGAAAAUAACACUAACACUUGAUUAACUCGAAUGUUGUGUGGAGCAAAUAUUAGCUGAUGUAAACCUAAAUGUUAAAUGAAAUGAUAAUUACCCAAUCGACGAUGUGCAAUAUGAAAGACAAUUACUGCCCAUUCUCAAAAUGCGUGGGAAUGUUAUCGGGAUCGUUACGAUUUGUUUUUAAUCAUCUGUUAUUUAACACAAUUUUCAUGAACAUCAUAUCACUUUGUUAGGCUGCAGCCGCAUAGUGGACAACUUACGAAAUGUCAGAGAAGGUUGAUAAUGAUUUGAAAUAUUCACAUGAAACGAAUUGGUAUAACAUAUUCCUGAUAACAUUCACAUAACCUGUGAACGUACUAGCAUGUUUCUGGAUAACAAGACAUAAUUAACGAGAAUAUUUCCGCGUUUUCCAUUACUGUAUCUUAUCGUAAUGUAAUGUUCUACUCAUUGAAUAAAAAUGUGAAAAGAAAUUGAAAA
Molecule: messenger RNA, 4863 nt
Organism: Aedes albopictus (Asian tiger mosquito)
Lineage: Eukaryota; Metazoa; Arthropoda; Insecta; Diptera; Culicidae
Exons: 4
Coding region: 347-2593 (748 amino acids)
Biological process (GO): negative regulation of extrinsic apoptotic signaling pathway via death domain receptors; proteasome-mediated ubiquitin-dependent protein catabolic process; protein K48-linked ubiquitination
Cellular component (GO): plasma membrane; cytoplasm
Molecular function (GO): ubiquitin protein ligase activity
Source: RefSeq, a predicted model, not a curated record